AUGCGUAGAGCCACAUGCGAAUCGCAGAGAGGUCUGCCAUGGACACAGGAACAGCAAUUAGAGGACAUCGACUUUGCAGACGAUCUUUGUCUGCUGUCGACUAAACGCCAACACCUGCAGUCCAAAAUUGACGACCUCGCCAGAGAAGCAGAAAAGGAUGGACUACGCAUAAACUGCUCCAAAACUAAAGAGAUGCGUCUCAACACGUCGGAUGAUUGCGCCGUGCAUGUAAACGGGGAGGCCGUGGAGAGAGUGAACAAAUUCACGUACCUCGGCAGCGUCGUGGACCCUCACGGCGGAACCGAGGCCGACAUCGACGCCCGCAUCAACAAGGCCCGGUCAGCCUUUGCGCAACUCAAGCCCGUCUGGGACUCCUCCGUCAUCGCUCGCCGCACUAAAGUUCGGAUUUUCGAGUCAAACGUCAAGUCAGUACUCUUAUAUGGUUGCGAAACGUGGUUCGUAAGAGAUGACCUAACAAGAAGGCUACAAGUAUUUGUCAACAAAUGCCUUAGACAGAUACUAAAGGUAUUCUGGCCACGAACCAUCUCGAAUACGGAGUUAUGGAGACUGACCAACCAGAGGAGAAUUGACUCGGAAAUCCGGCUUAAGAAGUGGAGCUGGAUUGGCCAUACGCUGCGGAGAUCCGAAGACCAUCCACCCAAAAUCGCCCUGACAAAGUGGGCUGCAUCUGGCAAGCGAAAGAGGGGACGGCCAAAAACCACGUGGCGUCGCACUGUCGUGCAGGAGGCAGCCGCCCUCGGCAUGAGCUGGCACGAAGUCGAAGGCAUGGCACAGGACCGGUCAGAGUGGAAAUCUACACUUCGAGCCCUAUGUCCCUGA
Plutella xylostella (diamondback moth) is the source of this 840-nucleotide messenger RNA. Lineage: Eukaryota; Metazoa; Arthropoda; Insecta; Lepidoptera; Plutellidae. The record is from RefSeq and is a predicted model, not a curated record.